Pseudomyrmex gracilis is the source of this 4076-nucleotide messenger RNA. It is a transcript of the gene tst, whose product is annotated as helicase SKI2W. NCBI's taxonomy places the organism in Eukaryota, Metazoa, Arthropoda, Insecta, Hymenoptera, Formicidae. Gene Ontology annotation, molecular function: ATP binding; RNA helicase activity; RNA binding. Gene Ontology annotation, cellular component: Ski complex. The transcript has 11 exons. The record is from RefSeq and is a predicted model, not a curated record. Gene Ontology annotation, biological process: nuclear-transcribed mRNA catabolic process, 3'-5' exonucleolytic nonsense-mediated decay. Bases 364 to 4002 code for a protein of 1212 amino acids.
UGCAUCAUUCUAUCUUUAUUGCUCAUUAGAUGUAAAACAAAGUCUAAGUGUUUCACAGUGUUUUUGCAGUGUGUUUUCAGAAGUAAACACCAAGUGUGAAAACACUUAUAUAAUAAUUUUUAAAAAAUUAUUACUCUUUGAUAAUGAAGAUAAAUGAGAAUAGUUUUCUAUAACUUUUCGAAGAAGCGGCUUAGAUUAGGUUAGGUAAAUUAAAGAGCACACGCACACACAAUUAAUAUAUUUAUCAGUGCACUAUAUGUGUGUACAAUGAGAGAAAAAUGUAAAAUUGAAAGUUGAAACAUUUAUGCGAUAUCUUUAUAUGUUAAUACAUUUGAAAAGAUAGAAAAGCGUUAAAUUGCGGCAAUGAAUUCGGCACAGUUACUUGUUGAAUUUCCACCUAUCUGGUCCGACAUCAAGGUGGAAUUGAGAGAAUACAUUGAAUGUCCAGAACGAUUGCCCAUACAUCAGCUGGAAAAUGCCCAAUGUUACUGGCCACGCAAACCAGAUGUUCUUGCGUUGUUGGAGUUUGAUUUGGCUCCGGUUGAUACCACACUCAGAUUCGACCGAGAUCUUGUGACCGGCAAAGUCGGCGAGAUACAAGAAAUCUCGUUGCAAAGCGCAGGUGAAACCGCAAGAAAUUCCAUGUCUAUGACUCGCGCACCCGCACCUCGCACAGACGGAGUUCGAGGUAAUCCUAGUAACAUACCAUUUUGGCCUGGUGGUUUCGAUGAACCCAAAUUGUACGAAACUGAGAUUGAGAGCGACAUAGAUUUUGAGAAAAAUUUGAGAACACUGGCCAAGGGAUUUAGCUCGGGUGUAGAAUUCAAAAGCGACAACUGUACACCAGUAACCUGCACAAAGAAUGAGACAAAAAGUUCAUCUUCAAAAUCUAAAGAAAUUAGAGCCAAUAGUGGUAACAUUAAUUUAAUGGCUGUAAUACACGAAGAGGAAAAGCUGCUUUCUCUGUGGUCUUCGGGUGAGCAGAAGAAAACAGAAGAUGUUCAAGCACCGAGCAGCACCGAUGUUCCUUUGGUAGACGACAUUUCAGUAUUGCCUGAAGAGACAAGUAUACCCGUCUUGAAAAUAUCCGAAAAACAGCCGGAGCUUGCCAAAACAGAAUGGGCAGAGCAGUUGGAUACGUCCGCGCCAAUACCCGACUUCGAUAAGAGAAUACCCGAUCCCGCGAUCAGAUUCGAAUACGAAUUGGACACUUUUCAGAAACAAGCGAUACUUAAGUUGGAAGAAAACAGCAAUGUCUUUGUUGCUGCGCACACUUCGGCUGGAAAAACGACCGUUGCCGAAUAUGCAAUCGCGUUGAGUCAAAAGCACAUGACAAGAGUAAUUUACACAUCUCCCAUAAAGGCGCUGUCGAAUCAGAAAUAUCGCGACUUUAAAAGAAAAUUUGAAAGUGUGGGCUUGUUAACAGGCGAUUCGCAAAUCAAUCAAAACGCUUCGUGUCUAAUUAUGACAACGGAGAUCUUACAGUCAAUGUUAUAUUGCGCCUCGGAUGUUUUGCGAGAUUUAGAAUUUGUUAUAUUUGACGAAGUGCAUUAUAUAAAUAACGAAGAUAGAGGUCACGUGUGGGAGGAAAUAGUCAUUCUUUUACCGCAAACUAUCAACAUAGUAAUGUUAUCAGCAACCGUACCGAAUCCCAUAAUAUUCGCGGACUGGGUCGGUCGUAUUAAGAAGAAGAAGAUGUACGUGAUCAGCACCGUGAAAAGACCAAUACCACUUUUACAUUACUUAUAUACGGGCACUGACGGUAAAACCAGAGAUGACAAAUUUUUGGUUCUCGAUGGCAACGGCCAAUUUUUACUGGAUGGGUGGUAUAAAGCGACGAGUGCGUCCGAUAAGAAGAAGGACAAAACGUCGAAAAAUCCGAAGAAGAAAAUUCAAAUGACUCCGAAGCAAGAAGAGGUGUUGUGGAGAGCAUUCAUAAGCCAUCUUCAGAAAAAUGAUAUGUUGCCUGUUGUUGUAUUUACGCUCUCGAGAAGGCGGUGCGAUAUGAAUGCUGCCACGUUAAGAAAUCUCGAUCUAACGACCGCGAGGGAGAAGCAUCAAGUGCACGCAUUUUUUCAAUCCAACAUAAGACAUCUGAAAGGUAGCGAUAGAGAAUUGCCGCAAGUGCUUAUGAUGCAGGAACUUUUGGAGAAAGGAGUGGGCAUACAUCACAGCGGAAUACUGCCAAUUUUGCGAGAAAUUGUGGAGAUGUUGUUUCAAAAUGGAGUUGUAAAGUUGUUAUUCGCGACGGAAACUUUUGCAAUGGGAGUCAAUAUGCCGGCGCGCACAGUAGUGUUCGACUCUAUACGAAAGUACGACGGGAUCAAUUUCCGCACUUUAUAUCCAACCGAAUAUAUCCAGAUGGCUGGUCGCGCUGGACGUAGAGGUCACGACACCACGGGGACCGUCAUAGUGAUGUGCAGAAACGACGUGCCACACUUCAACGAUCUGAAGCCCAUGAUGUGCGGCGAGCCGCAAACGUUGGAGUCAAAGUUCAAAGUUACGUACUCCAUGCUGUUGAAUUUGAGAAGAGUGAACGAAUCCGUUACCGUUGAGGCGAUGAUGCGCAAAUCAUUCAAGGAGUCGCCGCUAGCCUCGCAGGAAGCGACGUAUAACAACGAGUUGCGUAAGAUCGAGCGUGAAUUAUUGAAUCUGCCGGCUCUGACCGAAAUGCAGAAGAAGCUCUCUAUGUUUUAUCAAGUGGCGUUCGAUUAUCUGGAAGACGUCAAGUUUUUAAGUCCCUACAUGUACGAAUCGAAAAAAGCGGCAAAAGCCUUGCACGAGGGCAGGAUUUUACUGAUAUCGUGUAGAAAUCAUUACAAUAAACUGGCCAUGUUGUUGCAAGUUGUACAACAGAAAAACUUCAAGCAAUACAAAGUGUUGAUACUCAAGGAUACGGAGAACGGCGAGAGAUCCAGCUUCGAAACUGACUUCAAGAAUUUGCAAGUGCACGAGAAAUGGUGCGAAAUUGUUGGUCUGACCAAAAAAAAGAUAUAUGUUCCGAGCGAUAAUCCGUCGCACGAAGUUUUGACUUUGUCCCCGUGGCAUAUAUUGAAGAUAACGAAAUAUCAAAUAAAAAUUGACUGCUCUUUGAUAUUGAAUGACUGGGAGAAGAGACAAAUCACACGAUUCAAAAACGAUUUACCGGGACAAACGUGCCAGGCGGCGAUUCAAGAAUUAAUUUCUCUGUCAUUCAAUGCUGUGGCCAAUAUUCAGGUUCUACGCCCGUAUAUCGAGCCUUCGUUAAAAGAUGAUUUUCAAUUGAGGAUACAGCACAGAGACAAACUGAAGGCUAAGCUCGAUGACAUGAAAUGCGUAGAAAUUCCCAACUUCGAGGAACAGUUCAAGCCGGUAUUCGAACGGAAUCAACUCGAGGACAAAAAGCGACAACUCCAGCUUAAACUCAGUAACGAGGGAAUGGCGUUGUAUCCAGAUUAUUUGAAUAUGGUAGCGCUUCUCAAACACUUAAAAUACAUUGAUAAUGACGAAAGAGUUGCCCUGAAAGGACGCGUCGCAUUGCAAAUGGGUAGUAACGAGUUGCUGAUAACGGAGCUAAUCCUCAAGAACGUGUUAACCGUUUUGCAACCGGCGGAAAUAGCGGCGCUAUUGUCAGCAUUAAUUUUUCAACAACGCACAGAUUCCGAGCCAAAACUUACACCAAAUCUCGCUAAUGGUUGUAAGAUAAUGAAAGAGGUGUACGCGGAAUUGGAACACUUAGAGCAGUAUUACAAAUUGGUGACGUUAUCACCGUUGAAUUUUGGCCUGGUGGAAGUUGUUUACGAAUGGGCGCAGGCCAAGUCGUUCGCGGAAAUCAUGAAGAUGACGGAUGUUCAGGAAGGGAUCAUAGUCCGAUGUAUACAACAACUCGGAGAAACUUUGCGGGACGUUAAAAACGCGGCUGUGACCAUAGGUGAUCCGGUUUUGAAGGAGAAGAUGGAGGAAGCUUCGACCGCGAUCAAACGUGACAUUGUUUUCGCCGCAUCUUUGUACACUCAAGACUAAUAAUACACAUAAGUAAUAAACACAUAUAUUAUUUCCAUUUCAUUGCGUAGAAAACGAAUAUAUUUUUCUUAUAU